CGCCGCCUGCCGCUGAGCGCUCGAAGCUCCUCCGCGCCCCUGCCCGCUGCGCUCUGCCCGCUGCUGCGAGGAGCGCCCGGCGUCCGGCUGGAGCGCAGGCGGCACACCCGGCCGGGCUCGGGCGGAGGCUGCGUGGCCCCUGUCCGGACAGCCGAGGGCGCCGCCGAGGGCGGGAGCCGAGGCGCGUUCCGUUCCCGAGCGCACCAAGCUUCUGCGGAUCAGGAGUUGGACCACAGCACCUUCCCUUCCUCCCAGCCCUGCCUCCUUCUGCAGAACGGAGCUCAAUAGAACUUUGUUUUGCCUUUUACUCUUGAGGGGAGAGAAGCAGACGAUGAGGAUAAAAUAAUGAAUGUCAAAGGAAAAGUGAUUCUGUCAAUGCUGGUUGUCUCAACUGUAAUUGUUGUAUUUUGGGAAUAUAUCAACAGCCCAGAAGGCUCUUUCUUGUGGAUAUAUCACUCAAAAAACCCAGAACUUGGUGAUAACGGCAGCCAGCAGGGUUGGUGGUUUCCAAGCUGGUUUAACAAUGGGACCCACAAUUACCAAGAAGAAGAAGAAGACACAGACAAAGAAAAGGAAGACGAAGAAGAGCUUCAGCUCUCCGACUGGUUUGAUCCACAGAAACGGCCGCUGGUGAUGACAGUGACUGGAUGGAAGGCGCCGAUUGUGUGGGAAGGCACUUACAACAGAGCCAUCCUGGAAGAUUACUAUGAUAAACAGAAAAUUACCGUGGGUUUGACGGUUUUUGCUAUCGGAAGAUACAUUGAGCAUUACUUGGAGGAGUUCUUAACAUCUGCCAAUAGGCACUUCAUGGUUGGCCACAGAGUCAUAUUUUACAUCAUGAUGGAUGAUGUCUCCAGGUUGCCUUUGAUAGAGCUGGGUCCUUUGCGUUCCUUCAAAGUGUUUAAGGUCAAGCCUGAGAGGAGGUGGCAGGAUAUCAGCAUGAUGCGCAUGAAUACCAUUGCGGAGCACAUUGUGGCCCACAUCCAGCACGAGGUUGACUUCCUCUUCUGCAUGGACGUGGACCAGGUCUUCCAAGACACCUUUGGGGUAGAGACCCUUGGCCAGUCAGUGGCUCAGCUACAUGCCUGGUUUUAUAUGGCAGAUUCUAAUGACUUUACUUACGAGAGACGGAGGGAGUCCUCAGCAUUCAUUCCAUAUGGCCGGGGGGAUUUUUACUAUCACGCGGCCAUUUUUGGAGGAACACCCAUUCAGGUCCUAAACAUCACCCGGGAGUGCUUCAAGGGGAUCCUCCAGGACAAGAGAAAUGAUAUAGAAGCCAAGUGGCAUGAUGAAAGCCAUCUAAACAAGUAUUUCCUUCUUAACAAACCAACUAAAAUCUUAUCCCCAGAAUAUUGCUGGGAUUAUCAUAUAGGCCUGCCUUCAGAUAUUAAGACUGUCAAGAUAUCUUGGCAGACAAAACAAUAUAAUUUGGUUAGAAAUAAUAUCUGACUUUAAAUUGUACCAGUAGAUUUCUGAAUUUGGGAGAGUAUUCUGGCUACUUCCUCAGAAAAGUAACGCAAUUUUAACUUAAAAAAAAUACUAACAGAACACCAACCCAGCAAGUACAUACUAUUCCUCCUUGUAACUUUGAGCUUUGUAAUAUGGGAGAAUGAACCUCUGGUAAUCAGAUGUAAAUUCCAAAUGAUUUCUUACCUACUCUGGGUUUGGGAGAAAUACUAUCAGUUGAACUAAAAAAAUUGUCACAGUCAAAGAAAAAGCCAGAAACACUCUACAUGUGCCAGAUGUACUGUAGAAAAGGGUGCUGAGUCUAAAGCAACAUAGGUGCUUUGCAGCAGGAGAACUCUAAGUGAGGACACCGUCUACCUGGCAAUCCUCAAAUGGUUUGAGUAGCAGAUGGCUUCAGGCCGUUUGUAGUACGUGUCCUUUUCUCAGGAUGUUUGGCCUCUGUGGAAAACAUUGGUUGAGAUUCCCAGUGGAUAUCAUAGUGGUAAAUGUCUGGAGUCACAGGGAAUCUGAAGAAGUGAAAACAAAGCCUCAGAAUUUGCUAUGAAAUAGCAAAGAGAGGGUGGAAAGAGAGGGGGCUGAUUAUGGUUGGGCAAUGCCACCUCAGAAGAGCACAAGACAUGGGGUUGGCACUUAAAUACAGCAUGCAUGGACCCAGGCUCUGAAUGGGAGGGGGGACAAUGUGGAUGAUCUAAAGCCUCCUCGAUCCCAUGACAACUAGAGAAGAGAGGAUUUGUAUGCAAGAUGCCUCUUGCUUUGCCCAAGUCAUAUUCAGUUUGCCAGAUUCUGCAACUUGUGUCUUCAGAUUCUUGGCCAGAAGACAUGGAUGGUGUCAGAGAAGACAAAGGCCCACAGUGGAUUGAAGAAGCUUGCAAGGAGUUACAUUUUUCCAGACUUGGACUUCAUGGCAAUCAGUUGUCACUGAUGUGGGCUUCAUGACCGUCAGUCAUCAGCAAGUCCUGCUCUCACCUGCUCUACCCUUCAGAGUCCCUCAGCCUGUCAUGUCCCAUGUGGAGGGCUGACAUCAGGAGUGGAUUGGAGAAGAAGACCUCCCAUCAAGUAACCUCGUUUGCCCCUGCCCCAUCUGUGCUGAGAUGUAACAACAACCAGAUGCAUCUAACAAAAUGGUUAAUUGAUUUUAUAUCAAAAGCAGAGGGGAAGGCAAUGAGAGACCCAUUCCUCAUGACUGAACAGCUUACCAUCCAAUUCCCUUCUUUAAGGGAAGUGAUGAAAUCCUACAUUAUUUAAAGUUAAGCAAUUCAAUGUAAAGGAAGUUAGGAAGCAACAUUUACAUAUUUAUAUUUUGCUUGUGUUCCAGUUUAAGUCAUUUGUUUCCAUUUUUAGGCAAUUUAUUUAAAGAACCAUUGCAUUGGCUCAAUGUUCAGCACAAUGGGCUUCUCUGAUAAAAUUAAACCUACAUUUUGUCUACCAUUGCACUGUGCCUCCUACUCUUCACUUCUUGCCAAAAAGUAUCACAAUCAGAAAGACAAAACCAAACCAAUAAAAAGUCCUAAAAUGGACUUUGUAAAAGCAAAAGGAAAUCGCACAUCACUGAGGACUUUUGUUUCUCUGUGUCUCAAGUUUUCUGGAAUACAUUCUGGAGUAGGAAAAAUUAAUGGUUAAAAUCCUGAACCAAAGAAAUAAUCUAUCCUGAAUGAUUAAAUGGCUGAUGUUUACUUUUGAAGGGAACUUGGGGUUUGUUUUUUUUUAAUUCAUUUAAAUCAAAAUCCCAAAUGUACUAACUCAAGAUCUCUUGAAUAGCCCUGGCCCAUGUGGCUCAGUGGGUUGGGUAACAUCCUACAAACCAAAAGGUCACCAUUUGGGUUCCCAAUCAGGGCGCAUGCCUGGGUUGCAGGUUCCUUCUGGUCUGGGUGCAUAUGAAAGGUAAUCAAUGGAUGUUUCUCUCCCUCUUUCCCUCCCGC
Molecule: messenger RNA, 3386 nt
Organism: Pteronotus mesoamericanus
Lineage: Eukaryota; Metazoa; Chordata; Mammalia; Chiroptera; Mormoopidae
Gene: GGTA1
Product: glycoprotein alpha-galactosyltransferase 1 (inactive)
Exons: 8
Coding region: 346-1449 (367 amino acids)
Biological process (GO): carbohydrate metabolic process
Cellular component (GO): Golgi apparatus; vesicle; membrane
Molecular function (GO): hexosyltransferase activity
Source: RefSeq, a predicted model, not a curated record